AUGUCUUUCUCCAAGAAGACAUCUGCUGAUGGAAUUCCGGAAGAUGAGCGUGGCGAUUUCAACGCAAUGAUGCAAGAAGGCGUGAAAGCGUUGACAAACAUGCUAACAACACAUUUACAGGAGGAUUCUGGACGUGGAGAGCCUUCUUCAAAGUACACAAGUUCUAGAGAAAGUUCUAAAAGUAAAACUGACACUCAAAGGCUUUUGGAACUCAUCAAAACCGAGAAUUUCGAGAAAAUGGAUAGCGAUGAGCUGGUGGAAUCAAUACAGAAAAGUCGCGGGUCCGACGAAUUGGUCCCCAGAGCAAACCAGACUCAUCUUGUAGGUGUUUCUCAAGAAAGGAUAACGGAAGUGGUUGAUGCUGGCUCCAGCGCAGGUCACAGACAAGAACGAGAUAUGGACCUGCACAAGAUGGCAACGCCGAUGACGAGCGAGAAAGACCAGAUAGUCUUUGACACGGGGGAACACGAGCUGUUGUCUUUUCCAGAAGAAUUCAGCGAUAAUCUCAAAAAAAUGGUAGCCUCCAGUCUUGCCCAGCACGCUCCGCAUGGAAGCCAGCCGAACAUUGAUUUUGAUUUCGAUGUGGACGUGGACGUAGACGUAGGAGGAAUGGACAUGCCUAUGGACAUGGACAUGGCUGGUCGGACUGACGAACCAGCUCUACCUCAGCCUUCAUCUGCAUCUCGUCCACACUCGCAUUCGCACUGCUGUCACGAAAAUCGCGACGCAUUCCAGUAUCCUCGUGGCCCUAGAAGUGCGCCGGACUUCUCAAAACUGAUCAACAACGACAGGCCAAUGUGCUUAUUCUGUGAGUACUACGUCGUAUUCGGUGAACCACCGAAAAACAUGAUACGAUGGUUUGACAGAGUACGAGGCCAAACAGCAGCAUCUACACAUUCGCCUCAACACACGCAGCGAUGA
Messenger RNA from Lachancea lanzarotensis, 921 nucleotides. RefSeq names its product LALA0S02e04258g1_1 (gene IBD2). The transcript has a single exon. Lineage: Eukaryota; Fungi; Ascomycota; Saccharomycetes; Saccharomycetales; Saccharomycetaceae. Gene Ontology annotation, biological process: mitotic spindle assembly checkpoint signaling. The record is from RefSeq and is a predicted model, not a curated record. Bases 1 to 921 code for a protein of 306 amino acids.